Molecule: messenger RNA, 297 nt
Organism: Peronospora farinosa
Lineage: Eukaryota; Oomycota; Peronosporomycetes; Peronosporales; Peronosporaceae
Source: the annotation of a GenBank genome assembly
AUGGGAGGUAAAGCCAAGUUUAAAAAACAUACGGCUGCAGAACUUGAUCGUCGUCAGAAACAAGUGAAUAAGGGCGGAGGUAAAGCUGGUGCCGCUACCCGUGGUGUUGCUAAGCUUAACUUUACGUGCGAUGUCUGCAUGAGUGCUUCCCCCGACAUCAAGUCGUACGAGCUCCAUUACAUUAGCAAACAUCCGAAAGCAGUGUUUGAUCGUGAAGCUAUGAUCAGUAAGGCAGAAGCACUGCGUGAUUCGCAGCAAGACCAGACUGCUAAUGGUUCCCACCACAAGAAGAAAUAA